AUGUUCGCCCUUCUUGAGUGGCUCGAAACCUUCCAGGGGCAAGCUGGGGCCAGUAACUUUGGUCUUAUAUUUCCACGAAAAUUCGUACAUCGUAUGGCGGGGGGCGCCAUGCCGGGACAAGCGGCAAUUCCCAUCGCGCCGAAGGCCGAGAGCCGUGAGUUCAAGGGCUGUGAAGGCUGUGAAGGCAUCGGGCGCAAGGACUUUAGUAAGGAGAGGAAGGGUAAGGGGAGACGGGGUUGGGGCGCUAGCAUGACCGAUGCACUCGGGUUGCUCGCUGACAGACUAGACUCCGGCGGCUCUCCUAAAGUUGCUUAG
Penicillium canariense is the source of this 315-nucleotide messenger RNA. RefSeq lists its product as uncharacterized. NCBI's taxonomy places the organism in Eukaryota, Fungi, Ascomycota, Eurotiomycetes, Eurotiales, Aspergillaceae. The coding region runs from base 1 to 315 and encodes 104 amino acids. The record is from RefSeq and is a predicted model, not a curated record. The transcript has a single exon.